UUGAACCAAGAAAAAAAAAAGAGGAAACCCUUUGCCUGACGCAGAUCAGCCCGAUUCUAAUUAUACCAACUAAUCAAUUCAUUGUCUUCGUUGGGCUUUUAUAAAAGCUCGCCCUACCCCCGCGCGCCUCCCCCCUCGUGUUUCCUUUUCUUUCACCAUGUCCUCUGCACAAGACGAGUUCAAUCGCCUCGCCCAUAACAGCCGGGAGCGAUACUCCACCCAUCCUGAAGACCGUGACAACUCUGACCGUGACUCCAUUCCCGACUCGGACGACGACGCCAACGACCAACCCCAGUACUCCGACGACGAAGACCACGAUCCCAACAUGUCUCGCACAAGUACCUACCAUGUCCCGAACAUGGUCUACGAUGCCAACACCGGCCCGAAAGGUGUCAUUGCCGACGCCCAGGCCUUCGAACGUGCCCGUAAGGGUUCCUUCCGCCGCACCUUGUUCGGCGACUCGCGCCCCUCCAAGGCUGUGACCGAUGACGCAACCCUUCUACACAACUCUACACCCCCGGAUGGCUCUGGCAGCGAAGAAGAUGAGGAUCGGUUCCUUCGCCGGUGGCGCGAGUCGCGCAUGGCGGAGCUGCGCCAGGUUCCUCACCGGCGAGCGAGUCCUCGCCGGAAAAUGUACGGCUCGGUGGACACAGUCGACGCGGUUGGAUAUCUGGAUGCCAUUGAGAAGGUGACGUCGGAUACGAUAGUGGUCGUGUGUGUCUAUGAUCCCGAGUCCAAAACCAGCGCUCAAGUGGAAGACUGCUUGGCAUCGAUUGCUCGCCGCCAACCCUCCGUUCACUUCAUCAAGCUGCAUUACGAAAUCGCCGAGAUGGACCAUAUCCGGGCUCCUGCCCUGUUGGCCUACAAAGGGGGGGAUGUUUUCGCUACCAUUGUGGAGAUUCCUCAACAGAUCCCCCGUGGAAAGAGCUGCACCGCCGACACUCUGGAGGAUCUACUGAAAAUGAAUCGAGUUUUGUGAACUACCUAUUCCUCAUCCACUAGCCUCUACCAGACUCCUCGAUACCACUCCUCCCACCGGAACCGGAUGUUUCAUCGAUUGAAGCACAGCGGGCGCUCGGGCUGCUCUUCGUUUCAU
Molecule: messenger RNA, 1096 nt
Organism: Aspergillus steynii IBT 23096
Lineage: Eukaryota; Fungi; Ascomycota; Eurotiomycetes; Eurotiales; Aspergillaceae
Product: phosducin family protein
Exons: 3
Coding region: 158-979 (273 amino acids)
Biological process (GO): regulation of G protein-coupled receptor signaling pathway
Source: RefSeq, a predicted model, not a curated record